Molecule: messenger RNA, 1011 nt
Organism: Ostreococcus tauri
Lineage: Eukaryota; Viridiplantae; Chlorophyta; Mamiellophyceae; Mamiellales; Bathycoccaceae
Product: Non-structural maintenance of chromosome element 4, C-terminal
Exons: 1
Coding region: 1-1011 (336 amino acids)
Biological process (GO): DNA repair
Cellular component (GO): nucleus; Smc5-Smc6 complex
Source: RefSeq, a predicted model, not a curated record
AUGGCGGCCUCGGACGUCGCCGAGGCGCGCGUCGCGGCCACGCGCGCGCGACGCGCGACGCGGGUGGAGAUACGUCGCGCGAUCGACGCCGCGAGAGUGAAUCAGGAUGAGCUGUCAAAGCCCGAGAGCGACGAGCUCGAUCGCGCGGUCGAUCGCGCGGACGAGAUCAACGAAACGGGCGUCCGGGAGAAGCGGGAGAUGGUGCUGGACAUGGAGUUGUAUAAUCAGUUGACGGCGUACGCGCGGACGCGAACGGCGCGAUUGGGGCCGAGAGGGAGCGCGGAGGUGAGCGUCAAGGCGUUUUUGCAGGCGCUGCGGCGCGCGGGCGGCGGGGGGGGGUCGGGCGAUGGGGUGUCGUGGGAACGGGUCGGUGGCUCGGGGGCGAAGUACUUUAGUGAUGCGCCGGUGCCGGGAUUCAUGAAUGGCGUGAUGGACACGGCGAUAAAGGAACGGCGGGCGACGCAGCGACGGGCCAAGGAGGUUCUCGGGCCGAGCGUCGCGCCGGACGCGGUGGAAGACACCACGGCGGAGCGCCAGACGGAUAAGAUGAUGCAAGCGAUGCAUAAAAAAUUGAAAAAGUGUCCGGGAGGGGUCACGGAUGUGGUGCAUGCGGUGCGUAACCUGGAGAGUUUUCCGCAAUUCGUCGAAAACGUCUUCACCGCCGCCUUCUUGGUACGGGAGGGCGCGGCCGGGAUCACGCCCUCACCCUCGGGUGGGGUUCCCACGCUGUCGCAUCAAGUAAAACCAGCCGCGGGGGCUGAUCGAGCGAGCUUCGUUUUGCACGUGGACAUGAAGAAUUGGCGCGCGCUGAACGCGCUCGCGAACGGCCAAGCGGGCCUCAUGCCGACGAGAGAAGACGUGGACGAGGAUGUGUUGUACGGCGCGCGAGGGACGAGACGCGCGGGUGAGGAUGAUUUGGAGUAUGACGACACCAAACGCGUUCGAACAGGCGAACAUCUCCACGACUCGACGAACGAGAGGCGCUUACCGCGCGAUUCCGUGUCCAGUUAG